AUGUCUUACAAUCGGCUGCUGACGUCAUUAGUAAAUUUGAGAUUCAGUUUUCUAGAAAUACUUGAUCUCUCCCAUACAAGUUUGUUUUAUCUGAACAACUCAGUGUUUGCUGAAUUACCAAGAUUGAAACACCUCAACUUGAGUCACACUUUGAUUUCCGAUUUUAGCAGUCAAUAUUUCAGCCCAAAACUGACACUGCAGACAUUAGAUUUACGAGGUAUUCUUACACAAGAUCUCGACGACUAUUUAUUUUAUAAUCUCACAAUUAGCCAGGCGUUGUAUUCUGAUCUUUUCCAGAUUUGCUGUCCACAGAUUCAAGGAUUAGUUAUUUCACCUCGUGCGUGCUUUGCUCCUGCAGACAUAGACGCCAUUUCCUCAUGUUCUAAUCUGCUAGGAUUUGAUAUUCAGCGAUUUCUUCUCUGGAUUGUUGCAACACUCGCAGUUCUGGGAAAUGUGACGGUCAUUGUGUAUCGUGUGAUCUGGGAUAGGUCAGUUCUCCAGACAGGAUACGGUCUGUUUGUGACCAACUUGGGUAUAUCUGACUUCAUCAUGGGAGUCUAUCUGUUGAUGAUUGCCGGAGCUGAUUCUUUCUACCGUGACAGCUACGUUCUCUAUGACAAGAGCUGGAGGAACAGUGUUGUCUGCAAGAUGGCUGGUUUUAUGGCCUGUCUCUCGUGUGAAGCAUCGACGUUCUUUGUUUUUCUGAUCACUCUCGACAGAUUUUUGGUGAUGAAGUUUCCAUUCGGUCAAGUAAAGUUUAGGGGCUCUCACAAAACUAUCGCAGUUGUUAUGUCUUGGGUGGUCAGCUUUUUACUUUCGCUGGUUCCCAUUGUGUUGAACUUUGACAUUUAUUCUUCCAACGCAAUGUGUCUUGGCUUGUCCUUAACAAACACACAUGCUAAAGGUUGGGAGUAUUCAGUCGCAGUUUUUAUAAUUUUUAACUUGAUCAUGUUUUUGUUUAUUUCGUGUGGUCAAUAUGCGAUCUUCCGUGCCAUGGCAGAGAACCGAAUAUCUAAGACAGCAACUAGCAUACCUUCUUCACGACGAGCUGAAGAUAUAACGGUAGCCAAACAACUGUCUCUUGUAGUUCUGUCUAAUUUUCUCUUCUGGUUUCCUGUGGGAAUCAUGGGACUGAUGUCUCUUGGAGGUCAUGAGGUCAGCAGUGAGGUUUAUGCCUGGACAACGGUUCUCCUUUUGCCCAUCAACUCCGCUGCAAACCCAGUUUUGUAUACAAUACCUGCCCUACUGAAGAAUUGGAAAAAGUUCAAACAUGGGGAUCAAAUGACACUUUCAGCCUCUGCGUAG
This is a messenger RNA of Candidula unifasciata, 1305 nucleotides long. NCBI's taxonomy places the organism in Eukaryota, Metazoa, Mollusca, Gastropoda, Stylommatophora, Geomitridae. The record is from the annotation of a GenBank genome assembly.